Messenger RNA from Colletotrichum godetiae, 1386 nucleotides. RefSeq names its product metallo-beta-lactamase superfamily protein. The transcript has 2 exons. Bases 46 to 1194 code for a protein of 382 amino acids. The record is from RefSeq and is a predicted model, not a curated record. NCBI's taxonomy places the organism in Eukaryota, Fungi, Ascomycota, Sordariomycetes, Glomerellales, Glomerellaceae.
CAUCACUCAUCCUUGAGUCGUUGAACUAACAAUCUUACCGCAAACAUGUCUGCAACUUCAUCCUUGAAUAUCCCUCCUUCAAAGUCGACCGUCUCCGUCUCCAUCAUCGACACGACUCUCAAUGGCGACCUCCCCACAGCGCCCUUUAUGGGCCCUACCAUGAACGGCUUCGAGAGGUGGUAUGGUGUAGGCUACGCCUUUCUGGUGACGCACCAAGACUCCACUGGAAAGACGAGACGCGUAGUGUUUGAUCUAGGUCUGCCAAAAGACUGGGACAACGAUUUCUCUCCAGCUGUAUUGGAGAUGGGGAAGCAUCUGGACGGGACGAUGAUUGCUCAAAAGUAUGUCUCCGAGAUUCUGACAGAGGGCGGUCUCGAUUUGGGAGAGAUUGAAGCGCUUUUCUGGAGUCAUGCACAUCCGGAUCACAUCGGCCGCCCGUCACUCUUUCCAUCUACGGCAUCGCUGAUCGUCGGCCCGGGGGUGAAGGACGCGUAUUUCCCGGGAUACCCUACCAUCCCAGACGCACCUGUCCUAGCUCGCGAGUUUGAGGGUCGUGAAGUGCGCGAGGUGGAUUUCAGUUCCACCGAGAUUGAGAUCGGGGGACUCAAGGCGCUGGAUUACUUUAAUGACGGGAGUUUCUACCUGCUUUCUGCGCCGGGCCACGCUAUUGGGCAUAUCAACGCCCUGGCUCGUACCACGGAGGAUAGUUUCAUGUACUUUGCGGGCGACUCCUUCCACCACAGCUCCGUCCUCAGACCCCACAACGGCGCAACGUUGCCAGAGGAGAUUCAGCUGCCGGGACACUGUUGUUCUGGUAGGGCGUUCCACGCAGUUCACCCCGUGGCUGGAAAUUCUGCUGCCCUAGGACCGUACAGCAAGAUUCUGGGUGAGGCGGGCAGCGACGCGAAUGGGAUCCCUUUUCACGCGAUACCUGAGGUGCCCGAGGGCCAGGCGGGGCUGUUUCUGGAUUUGGAGGCGGCGAGGGAGACCGUGCGUGCCAUUCAGAAGUUUGAUGCCAGUCCGGAUGUGUUUGUGGUAGCAUCGCACGAUAGCAGUUUAGUAGGUGUUGUGGAUGUGUACCCGGCAGAUGCGAGUGGCUGGAAGGGUAAGGGGUGGAAGGAGAGUGGGAAGUGGCUGUUUUUGAAGGAUUUUGAGAGAGCGGUUGAGCUUGCUGACUCUGAGGAAAAGUUAUGAGGGUGAUGGUCAGAGGGUAAAAUGUGGUAGUGUUGUGUUUGUAGGAAUUCUCCUCUUUGAUCGUGAGAUCUACUUCCACAUUGCUUGUGUUACGCUUGAACUGUUUGUGCUGAACCUCGGACUUAGACCUCAUCAUAAUGUAGGUGUUUCGUCGUUUAUGAUUUAGGCUAGCUCAAUCGCCUUGAUAUCAAC